AUGAGCGGAGGGUAUAUAGGUUCCAAGAUCAGUUUGAUAUCGCGGUCAGAUAUACGUUAUGUCGGCAUCCUGCACAGCAUUAACUCUACCGACUCGACGGUUGCUCUUGAGCAAGGUUACAUUGAUUAUUGCGUUCAAGCUUCUCUGCGCUCGUACGGAACAGAAGGUCGAAAAGGGAAUCCUGCUGAGGAGAUACCACCCUCCGAUAAUGUGUUUGGUUACAUAGUUUUCCGAGGUUCGGAUGUAAAAGACUUGCAUGUUUGUGAAGCGCCAGCACCCCCACCUUCUUUACCUCCUCAAGUUCCCAACGAUCCUGCUAUUCUUGGGACGACUGCUCCGCGACCGCCAAAUUUCCAAAAUUUUGGUCCACCACCGCUGAAUCUAAACGUUGGUGAAAAUGCAACCCGAGAAGUCGAACAGCAGAAAACACAGUUACAGAAGGAACAUGCUGGACCCGAUAAAGCUGAAGACCAUAAAGUAGAGAAUCAAAAUAGUGGAAAUAAAAGUGUUUCCAACAAAACCGGUUCUAGCUCGCGUUCUGCGGUAGGACAUGUAGCAAAUGCUCGCAAUGACAGUAUAAAGGAAGCAUCCGCUGCUGCCGUGGAGAAAUUGGCGAAGAGUGUCAGCGAGUUGAAUGUCAUGGAGACUAGUGUAUCUCCUUCAUCCAAUUCUGUCCCUGCGAACGAUCGGCAACCGAAUUUUCAUGGUCACAGCCAAAAUCGAUCAAACAAUAACAGAUUACCUGGCAUGGGCGGUCACCUCCUUCAGCAACCUCGACGUGGUCGUGGUAACCGGCGGAACUAUGGUCAAAAUUACGAUCGUAACCGUGUAUCUGUCCCAACAUCUGACUUCGAUUUUGAAUCGUCAAACGCUAAAUUCAAUAAAGAGGAAAUUGUAAAAGAAGUUGUAAAGAAAUCUCACGUCAGCCAUGAUGGAAAAGAUGGAAAGGACCGAUUGGAACAGCAAGGUCCUGAUGGACGACGCGGAUUGUCCGUUGCCGAGCGAAGGCAAAAGCAAUCGGAAGAAAGGCGCUUGAAUCUUGAGACGUUUGGACAAGUUUCGAUUGACGGCGGAAGGUACCGAGGUGGAUAUCGCAGUCGUGGAUAUCGAGGCGGCGGCGGAAGGGGAGGAUAUCGUGGUGGUCGUGGAGGCGGCAGCGGUGGAGGAGGUGGCGGUGGAGGAGGAUUUAGAGGGGGAUACUCAAGCAAUUACCGAGGAAACAAUUUCAGGAUCUAA
This is a messenger RNA of Paraglomus occultum, 1236 nucleotides long. Lineage: Eukaryota; Fungi; Glomeromycota; Glomeromycetes; Paraglomerales; Paraglomeraceae. The record is from the annotation of a GenBank genome assembly.